AAAAGAACGACGUAAAGACAUCAUGACAGAGGUAUCAACCGCAGCUGAAGCAGGAAGAGGAGGAAUGAUCCAGCAAGAUACAAACAAGAAAAAUAAGACAAAAUUUGUGCGCAGAGUAGUGCCUUCAAAGGCGCCGCGUCGCCUAUUGAGACGAAAGCUUCGUGAUCUGGAGCGACUCAUCAAGAAUAAGAAUAGAGAUGCAGUCAAGGAUCUGCCGCAAGAGGUCAUUGAGGAAACAGAAAAAAAAAUGGAUGAUAUCAAGAAGCAACUCGAAGCCCUUGGACCCGAGGUCUCGGUGCCAACACAGGCACCAGCAAAGGCAUCUAAAAAGCCAAAGAAAGUAAAAAAACCAUCCUCUUCUAGUAAACCUAGUGGAAUCAGAAUAACAGAAAUGAGAAGAGCCAGACGAAAAAUGAUAGCCUUCAUAAAACAACAUCCCAACUAUAAGGAUUCUGAAGAGGAAUCAAAAACGUUCGCAGAAAUUCAUCUCGAUCUCAUGUAUACUAAGAAUUUCCCCAGGAAUGAAGAAUACAUUACCAUUUAUCCGGAAUCACCUCUUACGGACGAGGGUUUACUCAAGAGACAAGCAGAGAUCAGGGAAAGCAUCAAGGUGGCACAGGCCACUGGUAAGAUCAAUCCGCUGAAAGCGAAUAAAAGUAAGGCAGAUAAUGAGAAUGCAACAUCGAAAAGUGUGCUUGGAAAGCAUCCUGCCAACAAUUGGAGCGAUGACAAUGAAGAUGACACACAGGAUGACGAAGAUAACGGGUAUGAUGAAGACGAAGAUACCACCAGGAGCACAGCAGUCGAUAGUAGUAAUGAUAAUAAUGAAGGCAAUGAUGAUGAAGAGGAUGAUGAUGAUGAGGAAGAGGAGGAGGAAGAGGAGGAGGAAGAGGAGGACAAGCACAGGUCAAAGAAGCAAAGAUCAAAAUAA
This is a messenger RNA of Lobosporangium transversale, 931 nucleotides long. RefSeq lists its product as hypothetical. The record is from RefSeq and is a predicted model, not a curated record. Gene Ontology annotation, biological process: rRNA processing. Bases 23 to 931 code for a protein of 302 amino acids. Lineage: Eukaryota; Fungi; Mortierellomycota; Mortierellomycetes; Mortierellales; Mortierellaceae. The transcript is spliced from 3 exons.